AGUAAGGAGAUCUCUAUACCAUGGCUCGUACAAAGCAGACUGCCGGCAAAUUGACUGGUGGUAAAGCACUGAGGAAGCAACUCGCUACAAAAGCUGCUCGCAAGAGUGCACCCUCUACUGGAGGGGUGAAGAAACCUCAUCAUUACAGGCCUGGUACUGUGGCACUCCGUGAAAUUAGACGUUAUCAGAAGUCCACUGAACUUCUGAUUCGCGAACUUCCCUUCCAGCGUCUGGUGCGGGAAAUUGCUCAGGACUUCAAAACAGAUCUGUGCUUCCAGAGUGCAGCUAUUGGUGCUUUGCAGGAGGCAAGUGAGGCCUAUCUGGUUGGCCUUUUUGAAGACACCAACCUGUGUGCUAUCCAUGCCAAACGUGUAACAAUUAUGCCAAAAGACAUCCAGCUAGCAUGCCGCAUACGUGGAGAACGUGCUUAAGAAUCCAUGAUGGGA
Molecule: messenger RNA, 446 nt
Organism: Capra hircus (goat)
Lineage: Eukaryota; Metazoa; Chordata; Mammalia; Artiodactyla; Bovidae
Product: histone H3.3-like
Exons: 1
Coding region: 21-431 (136 amino acids)
Cellular component (GO): nucleosome
Molecular function (GO): structural constituent of chromatin; DNA binding; protein heterodimerization activity
Source: RefSeq, a predicted model, not a curated record